GAUGUGCGUGCGCGUGCGCGGUCCUUGCGAGCUCUCUUGCGCUCCACCCCCACCCCCUCGCAGUCCGGGGCUGUAUCGGCCUCUUCCUCCUGCGGAGUCCCGGGCAGGACCCUCAGCUGUGGCCACGGCUGGAGCCGGGAGUCGCCACCUCGCCGUCGCCGCUCCAGCUGCCUGCCCCUCUGUCUUGGGCUCUGCGUGCAGUGCAGAGGCGGCGGGCUGGGAAGGGAGCGUCGCCAGCGUGAGGUUCCCAGCCGAUGGGCAGCCCCUGGGCGCACUGAGGGGCUGGGCUACUAGCGGCUGAGGUGCUACAUCUCCGAACGCCGCAUGUCAACCGAGGAUUCUGGCCGCGGGACCCUGCGCUUUGGGGCGCAGUUAGGGAGUAGGAAGAAGACAAAGGAGGUCGUUAUUUAUGUUCUGUCCUGGGGUCAGGACUUUCCUUGCUGGGCUGCAUGCGGAGCUCCUGGCAUUUGUUUGGUCUUUGCUGAAUAGACUUUCUGGGUGAUUGAGAAAAUGAUGCAUCCUGUUGCCAGCACUAACCCAGCUUUCUGUGGGCCUGGCAAGCCUUCCUGCCUUAAUGAAGAUGCCAUGAGAGCUGCUGAUCAGUUUGACAUAUAUUCCUCCCAGCAAAGCAAAUAUAGCCACACAGUCAGCCACAAACCAAUGGCUUGUCAGAGGCAAGACCCAUUAAAUGACACGCACUUGCAGACUACAAGUGGCAGAAGCAUAGAGAUAAAAGAUGAACUAAAGAAAAAGAAAAAUCUCAAUCGAUCUGGUAAGCGUGGCCGGCCUUCUGGAACCACCAAAUCAGCAGGAUACCGGACCAGCACAGGCAGACCCUUGGGAACCACCAAAGCGGCUGGAUUUAAGACAAGUCCAGGCAGACCUUUGGGAACAACCAAAGCUGCGGGAUACAAAGUCAGCCCGGGGAGACCUCCAGGUAGCAUUAAAGCUCUCUCCCGUCUUGCCGAUCUUGGUUAUGGCUGUGGCACUGCUGCUUUUCCUUACCCUAUGAUGCACAGCAGAGCAGUUCAUGGGGUCGAGGAAACCAGCAGUGAAGUCAAGCCACCCAGUGAGUGAAUGAGGCAGGAAAGGAGGACCAGGUUUAGAAGGAAGAUUGUGAAUAAUCCCAAAGCUUCUUGGUUUUAUUUUGACAUACAUGAUUUUGUGACCUGGGCUUUCUUUCCACAUUUGUUUUCCUGUUUUUUUGUUUGUUUUUCCUGCUUUUGCUCAGAAACUGCCAUAUGCUGACAGAUACACUCGGCACAAGCAGUGGCAUUGAAUUUGUACAUAGAUUCAAGUAUAACAUCUAACUAAAAAAUUUUUGCUUUUCCUUUACAGUUACGGUUGUGUCUCAUAUUUCAUUACUGCUUUUGGGCCAUUCUAAAUAGAUGCUUUAUGUAUUAAAACAACAGAAUCCAUUAUACCCAUUAGUUUGUGAAGUAAGCCUACAAUAUAAGAAAGAUAAUAUCUAAGGUAUCUUUAACUGAUGGAACAAGGCAAACUAAUAAUUCACGAUUAUUUGAAGUAUGGCUGUUAGUUUUUGCAACUUUUAUUUUCAUGGGACAGGACACACAUUUAUAUGCUUUGGCAUUUACUUAGACUUCAGAUGUUAAAAAUUUUAUUUUUAAUGUUCUAGGUUUAGGCAACUUCUUAUUUAUUGAUUUAAAUGGCAUUAACUGAUUUAACCAUUUGUUCCUAAAGGAAUUAUUUAAUGUUUGCCUUUCAGCAAUGAUAGGUUGUGUCUUUUUUAAUUGCCUAAGAGCAUAUGUACCAAACACUACAAACGAUUCAAACUUUUUAAUAAAAACUGCAUAUUACAUUUUUGGUGAAAUACAGUACAUUCUGAGAAUAGCAUAUGUAAUAUAAUAGAAAAAGAAACAUUCUUAAGGUUUGCAUGGAACUGUAUUCACUACAUUUUGCCUUUCAUAGACUUAGUUGUAAAGCAUUAUGCUUAAAACAUUUAUUGUUGUUCAUUUAUUCAGAAUGUUUAGUGUUUUGUUGUGUUUCUUUUUCUGAGAAAUUGUUGCAUUAGCACUUACUGUGGAUUCAGGUUUAUACCUACCAAAGGACACAAACUGAAUGGUAGACUAAAACUGCUAUAAACAAAAUGCAGUUUUCUGACUGUCAGAGUACAGAUAUUAAGAAAUAUAUAGGAAUCCAUCUGAGCAUGGAAUAUGUAAAAUAUAUGUGGGUUAGUUUAAUUAAACACCUAAUUGUGGCUCCAGUGAGACCACACCCAAAGUUUUUCCAGCAGUGUUUGCUUUAGAAGUAAGAUAGAUGGAAAAGAAAAAAAGUAUUGGGUAUAGUAGGGACGGAAGGAAGUCUUCUUGACCCCUUUCUGAAAGUAAUAUUUUUUUGUUGAUAAACAUUUUAUUUAUCCCAAGUUUGCUCUGAAUAAACUAUUAUAAACUUUGGAUUUGAAAAAAAUUCCACUGAACUUUAAAGUUACAAUGUAUGUAUUUGUGAUUUAAAAUGCCUUUGAGAUUAUAAUGUAUAUUUGCAGGACCCAAAAACUUUUAAAGUGAUUAAAAGUUUAAAAAGGCACAUAUUGUGUUGUUUGGGCUUGCUCUCAGUUAAUACAAACUCUGAUUGCAAAUGGAUGUCAUGUUUCGUACCUUUUUUAUCAGGAAAAAAGCAGCAAGCCUUCAGGUGUUCCAGUGAUGCCUGACACAAUGAGCUGGAGUUUUUGCUGCUCUUUACAGUAAGAGGUGUUGCAUUGUAUGUGGGGACUGUGUGUGCACUGGCAUCUAAGACAGUGACCUCAGCAAUUUUAGCUUUGCACAAACCAUAGCGAACAAUGUUGGAUGAUUACAUAAUCAGUUGCAACAUUCAGGCAGCUAAAUUGGAGAAGCCUAAACUAUAAAAUUUUAAUCAUUUACUCAGAACAGUAUAACUUUUGACACACACAAAUGCAUACAUCUUUACUCAUAUAUUUAUCUACUUUUAUUAUCUGUCAUUUAGCUAUUUCUCAGAUUGAUGUUCAGCAGUUGGCUACUUAGAAAUCCUGUUUUGAGUUCCUGAAAACGGUUGUUUAAUUAAAUAUUCUACUGUAGAAUAAUAUAUACCACUGUCAAGGAUUUGGUUGCAUGAUGUGUUUUUAUAUGUCUAUUUGACAUUGCCUUUUCAGUUUAUUUUGAUUCCAGAUUUUGUUAUACAUAACCUUCCCUUUCUCUCUGCCCUUUCCAACAUUCAUUCCCUCCCAUUUUCCCCAUCCUCCAGCACAUCUACUCAGUGGUGCUGUGCUGUGUGUCAGAAGGUAAAGCAGGUGUAUUAUUGUAUACUGAUUUUUUUUAUCCAUUUUAAUGAAAUGGUGAAAUCAACUAAAGGAAGUAUGUGCAUAACAGUGUUUAUUAGUAUCAGGAGCUGUGUCCCAGGGAAGAAAGGGGGCAAAUGGCUACAGUUGUGAAUGGAUAACAUCGUUUAUAAAACUGAAUUUUCUGUUUAUGAGCUGUUACUUGGAGUACUAGAUCUGUGCUGGUGAGCAUCUCCUGAUUCUACUUCCUUUUCUCCUUGUGAACAGUUUAUUGAUGCCAUGCUAAAGAGAAAGACACAUCUAAGUGAUAACAUGAAGUGUUAAACUAGAAAAUAUUUUUACUAAUCUAUACUCUAAACACUACAUUGUGCAUCUUUUGUAACACUGUCUCUUGUCAUGACAAACACUGAAAUAGCAUGUUAAAAUGCCUAUACUUUAAUAUAAUCAGUUGGGGAAAACUGGCCUUUUCCUCCCACUGUAUGAUUGUUCCUUUGUUCCUUUAAAGGUAAAUUGCUAAUUUUAUGUUGUGUAAUUCUCUUCACAAAAUAGGUUUCACUAUUCUAUAUUAAAACUGUUGGUCAGAAAAUUAUCUGCUGUUCAAGUAAGUUUGCUUUACUUUUUUCUUUAAAAAAUAUUUUAACAUGCCUUAUUUAUUACUCUUACAUUAACCAAUGAGCUAAUGCAGAUGAAAUUUUCAUUUUUUGACAAAUAUAACCUUGCAUAAUUAAUCUUUAGUAGGGGAUGAUUUUGAUACAAUCUUUGGAGUUUUGCACUGGAUAUUAAAAAAUACUGGCAUGUUGUGUUGGAAGAAAAGUAUCUGCUUAAUUUUUAAUAUUUGGGGACAUUUUUAAAAUCAGUGAUUCAAUUAGACUAAAAAAUUCUUUAUUUUUAUUUACUUUUUAAAAGAAACAUGUUAAAGUAAUAAAAGUAAUAUUCAUUCCAAACUGACGUUUGUGUGAAUUUACAUGUUUAUUUUCAUGAAGUAAGAAUAGAGUUUGAGUUAAGGAGGAAAAAAAUUAUCUGAAAUCAUUUACUUAGGUUAAAGGUAAUCCAUCCAGUGUAAGGAAAAUCAGUGUACCAGUUAAAGAGAAAAAAAACACCAACCUUCUCUUUUAUAUUUUAAGAAGCUUUAAAAGAACAAUUCAGGGGAUGUUGACUAUAACUGCUACUCUGUCAGUCAUUGUCUUUAUAUGCAGAAACAUUUUAUGAUCCCUUUAUAGUAAAAUAGAAGAACUUACAGCAGUUGUUGAAAACAUGUUUUCCUUGGACAUAAAAUAUUUUGAUGCUUUAGGUUUCUGUUUUUAUUAUAGCUUAUUAUAGCUAACUAUAUCCUAUUAAACUCUAGGAUGUAUCUAAAUCUUUGCUUUUCCUCCAUCACCCCCAAGUAGAUAAAUCCGUGCUUUCACAUAUAAUGUAUUAAUUUUUGGAAAAUUAAAUGCUAUAGUAAAUCAAGUGUGUGAUUUAUAGUAAUCAGACCACUUUGAUUCUUUAAGCUUCACAGUUUCCUUUUUCCACAGAUAAUUACAGAGAAAAUAAUUACCAAUUAACUGAUAUAAGCACGCUGUCCUCUGCUGUAAAAAGUCUGAAUAGAUACUGUGUAUGUUUUUAUGUCCAUGAACUUGAGCUACUCAUGUGCAAUUGUGUGUAUGGGAAUGGAGUAGUGUUCAUGAUUUGUAUCUACAUCAUCAUAUGGAUGUAUAUUUAUUAAUAAAGUCAUUACUUUAAAACCAA
Myotis myotis is the source of this 4984-nucleotide messenger RNA. It is a transcript of the gene CUNH5orf24, whose product is annotated as chromosome unknown C5orf24 homolog. Bases 511 to 1077 code for a protein of 188 amino acids. NCBI's taxonomy places the organism in Eukaryota, Metazoa, Chordata, Mammalia, Chiroptera, Vespertilionidae. The transcript is spliced from 3 exons. The record is from RefSeq and is a predicted model, not a curated record.